Messenger RNA from Nothobranchius furzeri (turquoise killifish), 3554 nucleotides. It is a transcript of the gene cercam, whose product is annotated as cerebral endothelial cell adhesion molecule. Lineage: Eukaryota; Metazoa; Chordata; Actinopteri; Cyprinodontiformes; Nothobranchiidae. The record is from RefSeq and is a predicted model, not a curated record.
UAGUGGCUGCCGUGCAUGAAAGGGUUAAAGCUGAGCUCUAGGAGCUCUGGGGAGAAGUAGGAGGUGAAACAUUUGGGAAAGCCCUCUUUCUUCCUCCUCUUUUUUUCCCUGGGACUGCUGACGCGUCCAGCGUCUACGUGCAGCUCAGAGGCGCCGUGGAUUACUUUAAACUACAGCCACCAUCAUGAUACUUCCUCUUCUAGUUUUAGCAGCACUGCUUUUCCGGGCUGAAUGUUACUUUUCGGAGGAGAAGUAUCCGGAGGAGUCUAAAAUGCAGCCUCCCACCGUGGUAAUCGCGCUCCUGGCCAGGAACGCUGCGCACUCGCUGCCCUACUACCUCGGAGCUCUGGAGAGACUCAACUAUCCCAAAGAGCGCAUCUCAGUCUGGGCAGCCACAGAUCACAACUCUGACAACACCACAGCCAUCCUGAAGGAGUGGCUGACUGUCAUGCAGAAAUAUUACCAUUAUGUUGAGUGGAGACCGAUGGACAAGCCCACGUCUUACGCAGGAGAACUGGGGCCUAAACACUGGCCCAACAGCAGAUAUGAGUAUGUGAUGAAGCUAAAACAAGCGGCGCUCAAUUUUGCUAGAAAACGCUGGGCUGACUACAUCCUGUAUGCAGACACAGACAACAUCCUGACCAACCCGGACACCCUCAACCUGCUGAUAGCAGAGAACAAGUCGGUGGUCGCCCCCAUGCUGGACUCCCAGGGAGCAUACUCCAACUUCUGGUGUGGGAUCACGCCACAGGGUUAUUAUCGUCGAACAGCAGAGUACUUCCCCACACGUUACCGCCACAGAGUGGGCUGCUUCCCGGUACCGAUGGUCCACAGCACGUUGCUGCUGGAUCUGAGGAAGGAGGGCAUGAAGAAGCUGGCGUUCUACCCGCCUCAUGAGGACUACUCAUGGUCCUACGAUGACAUCAUCGUGUUUGCCUUCUCCUGCCGCGCCGCAGCGAUCCAGAUGUACGUGUGCAAUAAGGAGCGCUAUGGUUACCUGAACGUUCCAGCCAAACCUCACUUCAGCCUGGAGGACGAUCGCCUCAACUUCGUCCAUGUCCAUCUGGAGUCCAUGAUCGAUGGUCCACCCAUGUAUCCAUCUCGAUUCGUUCACAUGUUCCCAAAACAGAGGGACUUGAUGGGAUUUGACGAGAUCUAUCUGAUUAAUCUGCGGCGCCGGACCGACCGAAGGGACAGGAUGCUGUUCUCCUUAAACGAGCUGGAGAUUGAUGUCAAGGUGGUGGACGCAGUGGAUGGAAAUGCUCUCAACAGCAGUGACAUUAAAAUCUUGGGUGUGGACUUGCUGCCGGGCUACUACGACCCAUUCUCCGGGCGCACCCUGACUAAAGGGGAGGUGGGCUGCUUCCUCAGUCACUACCACAUCUGGAAGGAGAUUGUGGACACACAAAUGGACAAAGCGCUGAUCUUCGAGGACGACGUUCGCUUUGAGGCCAACUUCAAGCGGCGAGUGCUCAUGCUGAUGGAGGAAGUAGAGCUGGUGGAGCUGGAUUGGGACAUCAUAUACUUGGGCAGGAAGCAGGUGAAUCCUGGAAAGGAGGCGGCGGUGGAGAACGUUCAGAACCUGGUGGUGGCCGACUACUCCUACUGGACCCUGUCGUACAUCAUCUCCCAGCAGGGAGCCCAGAAACUGCUCAACGCCGAGCCGCUUUCCAAGAUGCUGCCCGUCGAUGAGUUCCUCCCCAUCAUGUACAACAAACACCCCAAUGAGGACUACAUGUCCCACUUCCUCAACAGAAACCUGCAAGCCUUCAGUACACGCCCCCUGCUGGUGCAGCCGUGUCACUACGCCGGUGAUGCUCAGUGGGUGAGCGACACAGAGACGUCCACUCUGUGGGACAACGACUCGGUCAGGACCGAUUGGAGGGGUUCCCACAAGAUGCUGAAAGGAUCUGCGCCCGAGUUUCUGUCUGCUGCCUACAGGGACGAGCUUUAGCACGGAGCAGACAAAGGGGUCAAAAGGUCAGGGAGAGACAGAUGCCGAAAGGAGAGAACGACAUGUUCUGAGCCUUUAUUUUUGUCUCAGAUGUGCUCAGUGCCUUAUAAACUGGACUUUGAGUUUUUCAGAGCAUAUCAGGAGGUUUCUGGUUUGGCAGAAAAACAAUGCACAGGGCAGUUAUUUAUCAAAACAGUCUGUAAAGAUGGUGUUUUAGCAUUUAUGCAUAAACUUGCACAAAAAUCAUCCUGAAUCCAAUCUUUCAAAUGUGUUUUUAUGAGGGUUUUUUUAGCUUUUUGGGGGUGUUUGAAGCCUCUUUGCGGCUUAUGUGUAGAUAAUCUUAGGUAGCAUGUAUGUAUGUGAUGAUUGCAUGUGUUUAAUGCUGAUUAAAAAUGUUCUGUUAAUUAACUGCUAAUCAGCUGAUCAGACUGUGAGUCCCAUGUCAAGUUUGAGUUUGUAACUGAAUUAUUUUUUAUAUAUUUACAUUUUCAUAAUGACUAAGUCUGUCUUCUACUGAGAUGUUGUGAGAUUCAUUUGUAUUUGAACCAAGCCAGUGGUCCGAUAUUACAAUCAAGUGUUGAGUGAAUGAUUCUAACAGAUCGAACAUUUACAGGCGAACAAUUGAAGCACCUUUUAUUUGAUCUUGUUUUCAGUUAUUGAUUUUUUAAUUUUGAAACCUUAAAAUGUUUAUUUCUUAAAAUCAUCUAACUUUCUUCCAUAAGAAGAGAACCGUGCAGGUAAAUAGUAGAAUACAAAUGCAGUUCUAUUUAUUUUUUCCAAAAGUAGAUCAUUUACAUAUUUUAUGUUUUAUUAUAUUAAUUUUACAUCAAACAAAAGGGUUAUGUGUAAUUUCAGGCUGCCUUACAUAUCAGUAAGUUAUGUUAUUAAAAGGAUGCAUAAGGUUCAUGAAUCUAUUCAAAAAUGUACUUUAUUCAUUGUUUUGUUACCAGUUUGGUUACUGGGAUUUAUGUCAUUUAGUAAUCAUCACCGAUCAUAUCAUUUAUGUUAAGUUUUUGAUGUUUUACUAUUUUCUAUCUUCUGCAUGUGCUUUUAUUUAUUCAGUCUUAUGAGGAAACUUCCUAACAAAAUAAGGUUCAACGUGCCUUUAAGGUGCAAUGGCCUCCCUGACCUGAGUAAUUAUGUUUUAAGCUGAAAUUUAAAAGAUGUUGUUUUUUCAUGUAUUUUUUAUUUUUAUUAUUUUUUUGAUAAAAUUUCAUUGAGAUGUUAGUAGAUUGUUCUAAACUAUCUGGAAACAGAUUUUCUGUUAUUACAAUGACGGAAACACACCACAAGAGGGCGAACUUUCAGCAAAACCAGACAACAUGAAUUCCCUGGAACCGAAGGAAAACUUUUCUUUUUUAUUUUAAUAUAACAUGAUACAUAUAAAAUCAGAGUUUAUUGUUUUAAAUGUAUCUGCAUCUGUUGCUAGUGAUAAACUAAACGUUCUUACCUUAUGCCCAGUUUGUUUCUCUAUACAACCUCUAAUCCAGUGACUUAUUGAACAGGGUAAACUUCACUUUGAGACUAAACUCUGUUUGCACAAGCUGUCUGUUCUGGGUCAAUAUCUUGUUGCAGAAUAAAGAUUUAGCCUGUAAAAUAA